Caenorhabditis bovis is the source of this 375-nucleotide messenger RNA. NCBI's taxonomy places the organism in Eukaryota, Metazoa, Nematoda, Chromadorea, Rhabditida, Rhabditidae. The record is from the annotation of a GenBank genome assembly.
AUGAUGAACUACAAUAAUCUGAUAUCGAAUGGUCAAACUGCAGGAAAUCAAAGCGCCAUGGAUCAGAUUCAAGGCUUGUUUGAAUCGUUGUCACUUUCAAAUUCAUCUCAAGGUCCGAGACUCCGCGCUGAAGACAAUACCUCAGUAAUAAGACAAGGUGUUCUAAGCGAAUUGCCAGCGCUUACGUCGGAAUACAAACGCAUCAUUGAAAUUGCAAACAUCCUUGGAAGUUUGAAACACGACGAAAUUGCUGUAAUUCGCACGAAAUCAGCUGAACAUCCACCUCCUGAAAGUAUGGAGCAGCUGAUGGCGCAAAUGGAAAUGGUGGUUGGCGUCGUUGAGAAAAUGAGAGCGGAAAAAAGACAGGAGCAUUGA